CCGUUGAAGUACUCCUGCUGGAAGUUCUCGCAUUGUUCCAGGUCUGGGUAUUGAAAUAUCUCGUCAGCCAGGAGCAGUGAACAGCUCCCGACACAAUCGCCGCGAGAGGCCCAUUGAAGGGAGACGUGAAGAGGGAAGAACUGAGGAAGUUGACGUUGUCGUUGAAGUGGAAGUCGAGGAAGUCGAGGAAGGCGCGGUAUAUCUUUCGUAAGAUACCGCGAGGAUGACGGUAUUGGAAACGGAUAGAUUACCAAAUGCCAAGACUUCCGCUGAACUUUACCGCCCCAGCCAUUCUGCCUGACUAUUCUGCCCGAGCGGUCAGCGCGACCAACGAAGUGUCAACGUCAACACGAAGGACGGACGGGAAGAUUCGCUCAUGCUCGACGGCCGCUCUGCCAUCAUGCAGCAUUCCAGGCCUGCAGCGAAGCCGAAAUCGGUCAAUUGGAGUCCUGCCGCCCAUGGGGCUGUCUUUGUGCGCAAUCUGAAGCUCCUCCAGCUCGACCAGCAGGAAGACUGGCCCAACAUCAGCACGCGCACGCUUGCUCCCUCCCAACAGAACCAGCGGCAGCGCGUGAAAGCGGUGGAAUGGGCGCUCUAUCAGCUGUUUUCCAUCUGGGAUCCCGAGGCGACCUAUACGAAACUGCGCCCGUUCUUCCCUCCGUUGGAACCGCUGCAGUCGGUGAAUCUCCGCGCAGCCCUGUUUCGCGCGUUGACGGAGCUGAAGAAAAAUGGAGACCUCGGAAGGGAAUCGGUCGUUCGUAAGACCAUGCUGGAUGAUUGCAAGGGGGAGAAGUUCGAGGAGCUGCUGGCUGUGUUCUCCACGGCGGUGUUGAGGAAGGUGGUGGCUACCACCGGGCUGAUUGCAAACCCUGCUUUGAAGGUGUCCAUGGCGAGUGGUGUCACUCCAGAGGAGUACCAGGCGAUGGUGCCUCUAAUUAUUGCGCACCAAGCUUCUCUGAGUGGGAUGGCCGAGCGCCGGGAGCGCGUCCGGCAGACGUACGAGAAGUUCAACCAACUGUUGGAGUUAAAAAGGGCCGAGCUUACUGAAAGAGCAAAGGAGAAUCCAGUCUCCAGUGCCAAGACGUCGAUGGAUGUCGAUGUCGCGCGCGAGAUUCGAGCAAAUUGGCUGGGGAGUGCAGAAUGGGCCACCACACUGCUCGAGGCAGGAUCUCGAAGCAGCACCGACAGCUUCCUAGAGCUACCGUUUGCCAGGGCUUGGGCGCGAGCAAACGAGUCAACCGUGGAGGAUCUCACCAGUGCUCCAAGCAACGACCUUUUGGUGGACCUCGAGCUGCGCGUCGCGCAGCAGCGGCGUCGGUUGAUCAAGUGGCGGGAGUUUAGAGAAUCGAUCAAGAGCGCCGAGGUCCCCAUGGCUCAGCGGAGAGUGGGCAGCGCCAAAAUAGUCUUCAGAGACCACCAAUCGCUGAGCGUCGCGAGCAUAUCGAAAACGGUGCACGACUCGGGCGAGUCUGCCGCACCCUUGCAGAAAGAAGAUGAGGCACUGCUCGCUUCCCUGGACCAAGCCCUGGCUACGAUCAACGGCAAGGCCAGCUCUUCUCGACGGCCUGUCUCUACUUUUGAACCCCGGUCUCGGUAUGCAGAGAGCCGCCCACAAAGCCAGCACAUAUUUCCGCCGCCUGCGCUUCUACAGCCAGAUCCUGUGCUGCGGAACCCGUCGAGAGAACGACCGGCACGAGGCGUGUCCCCCGUUGUCCACGUCUCUGCCGACGCGAGCUCAGACUCGAGCCUCAAGUCGGAUGCCUCCUCGGACACCCCUGAAUUACAACAGCAUUAUCGACCACGAGUGAAUCUCGUCGAGCGAACCCGAAAGUCCAUGUCGCUCGUCCUGCCUCCUCGCGAUCGUCCACCCCGCGAGAGUCUCGCGCGCUCGCACCGGCCUCGUCCUUCCUUCCCCGUCAACCAGUUCGACGCGCAACACCACCUCCCCGUGGACUCGUUCGAUGUUAGGGCCGUCUCCCGCACGCCAACGCCCAGGGAGGAGCUCUUCGACGAAGAGGCCGAGUAUUCGAGCGUGUUCAAGUCGAGGCCCAGGGUCGUGCAUAGUCCUGUAGCCUCGCCGGCGGUGCAUGUCUCGCCGUUGGAUCUAGAUAUGGUGGAUCUUCCGGAGAGCCCGUUGGCUAGGAGGAAUAAAUAG
This is a messenger RNA of Penicilliopsis zonata CBS 506.65, 2155 nucleotides long. RefSeq lists its product as hypothetical. Lineage: Eukaryota; Fungi; Ascomycota; Eurotiomycetes; Eurotiales; Aspergillaceae. Gene Ontology annotation, molecular function: microtubule binding. Gene Ontology annotation, biological process: spindle assembly. Gene Ontology annotation, cellular component: HAUS complex; mitotic spindle microtubule. The record is from RefSeq and is a predicted model, not a curated record. Bases 377 to 2155 code for a protein of 592 amino acids. The transcript is spliced from 3 exons.